Molecule: messenger RNA, 948 nt
Organism: Symbiodinium natans
Lineage: Eukaryota; Dinophyceae; Suessiales; Symbiodiniaceae
Source: the annotation of a GenBank genome assembly
AUGGCUGCACUCCGGGUGGCGAACGGAGCCCUGGCGACGCUGCUGCGAAAAGCGCAGUGGUGCCAGGCGAUCGACUUGCUUCGCCAGAUGCCGAUGGAGAAGGUGGAGCCUUCGGUUGUUUCCUUCAACACCACCGUGGCUGCCUGCGCACGGGGCACCGCAUGGAGCCGCUCGAUCGAGCUCCUUUCGGUGAUGCACAAGAAGCAGGUCCAGCCCAACAUCAAGACGUUCGGGGCUUGCAUAAGUGCCUCGGAACGUGCAAGCCACUGGACGCUGACGGUGGAACUUCUGAGGCAGCUCGCUGCAGCUGCCUUGGCUCCGGACGGCCCCGUCGCCACCAGCGCCGUGAGUGCAUUCGGCAAGUCGCGGAGGUGGCAAGAGGCGCUGUUCAUCUUCAGCCAAUUCAGUCAUGUGAAAGGCCGUGGUGCCCCGAAUCUCUUCGUCUACACCGCGGCAGUCGCCGCUGUGGCUGGCACCUCCAGGUGGCAGUGGGCCCUUGAGCUUUACACUGAAGCUUGCGGCAAGGGGCUCCGACCAGACGCGGCGCUGGCGGGAGCCGCGAUGUCCGCUUUGGAGGGCCGCUGGCAGGCUGCUGCUGCCUUCCUCUCGGACCUGCGGCGAAGCAAUGUCCGCCCCGGGACGCCUUUGGUCACAGCUGCGCUCGGGGCGUUCGGCUCCGCCUGGCUGCGAGGCCUGGAGCUCUUCGCCGAGCUGCGGCCGGGCCUGAGGCCAGACACACCUCUGCUGAACGCGGCGAUCGGUCUCUGUGCCGCUGGCCAGGCGUGGAAGCUCGCGCUGUCUCUGCUCCAGGGGAUGCUCCGUUCUGGACCAAGGCCAACUGUCGAGUCCUUCAAUGCUGCAGCCAGCGCCUGCGCUGCUGCCGCCCGCUGGGAGGCCUGUUCACACAGCUCCGCUGGGAGGUGGCGUCGGCCCUUGUCGCGGCUAUGA